Messenger RNA from Fimicolochytrium jonesii, 2110 nucleotides. RefSeq lists its product as uncharacterized. Lineage: Eukaryota; Fungi; Chytridiomycota; Chytridiomycetes; Spizellomycetales; Powellomycetaceae. The transcript has a single exon. The record is from RefSeq and is a predicted model, not a curated record. Bases 275 to 1996 code for a protein of 573 amino acids.
CCUCCCCUUCUGGAUAUGGUCUGAUAUAAGCGGGGGGGGGGGGGGGGCGUUUUCCGAGGUCAUCCACCUCUCCGCAUCUGGCAUUUGUGUGUUUUGAUUUGCAGCCCUUCCUCUCGUUAGAGGACCGCUCGGAAAACGGAUCCCGUUUGGAUUACAUCCCCACGUUCAGUGCGAGUGCGAGUCGGGGCAUACGAGUACAGCCCGGGAGGGUUGUGAAGACGCUUUUGAGAAAAAACGAAGUGUGCCCGUUGAACGAACGGAACGAACGAAAAUCAUGCCCAGCGACCACCGGCCCGCAACGGCACCGGGGCGGGGCAGCGAUGACGAUCUGGAUAUCCGGAUCGACACGGAGGAGGGCGGCCGGAGCGUCGCAUGUGCGUCGGUGGCAGGACAGGAUUCAUCGCGAUUAGCGCAGCCGGCGCAAUCGCAAGCGCCAUUCCAAUCGCAAGCGCAAUUACAGCAGCAAGCGCAUCUGCAGGACAGCCCGUCAGCACCACCACUCCAUGCCCACGAUCCGAUUCUUGAUCACAGCGGGUUGACGUCCUCGCCCUCGCCCUCGCGCGUCCCGGAGUCGGUGCCGUCGGAUGCACGGGGGUCGUCGGGGGGUGGUGAGACAUCGGGGCCGGGACAUCACCCUCAGUCUGAAACGCGUAUCGAUGUGCCCACAUCAUCCUCGUGGGUGGAUGUUCGGCCGACGCUCGGGGCAGAGGGAGAAGGGGUUGGGAAGCCGGAUGACGGGGGUGGGACGCACGGGGUGGAUCUCAGCGACCGGGCAGCCUCCACAGUCCCCCGGUCAUCCCCACCCCACACGCCGCGAAGUUCCUCGAUCCCCACAACGACGGUCAUCACGAUCGAGAAACCCGACCCCGCGCCGCCUACCUACACACCCGCGACCGAACCACCCCCGCCGCCGCCGCCGACGUACUACCCCCCCGCCCCCCGCACGCCCUGCAUCCGCAUCGCCACCUGCUUGUGUUUUCCGUUUUACGCCGUCGCGUACCUCCUCCCCCUCGGGCUGUGGACCGCCCUGCGGGUCCUGGUUCGCACGCUGUGGGACGCGGUGAGGGCGGUGGGGACCGCGCUCGUCUGGACCGCAAGCGGUGUGUGGACGUGGGUGCUGGCGCCGCUCGGGGCCGCGCUCGGCUGGUUCAUCCGCACCUGCAUCGUCGCGCCGCUCCGCGCCCUCGGACGCGCGGUGGGCACGUACGUCCUGCACCCGCUGCACACCGCCGUCGUCGCGGUCCUGAGGGGCGUCGGGUGGGCCGUGGGGAGGAUAUGCGCGGGGGUGGCGGCCGUGGGGGGCGUCGUCGGACGGUGCGUCGGCGCUGUGGGUGGGUGGGUUUGGACCACCGUCCUCGCCCCGCUCGGACACCUCCUCGCGCUCCUCGCGCGCGGGAUCCACACCGCCGUCCUCCGCCCGGUGUGGGGCGCGGUCACGCGGGUCGCCGGGUGGAUGUUCGCGGCGGUCGCGGCCGUCGGGGAGGGGUGCUGGUACGUCGCGCGCACGCUCGGGGGGGUGAUCGCAUGGGGCGCGGUCCGCGUGUGGAGGGGGGUGUGUGUCGUUGCGCGCGGCGUGCAUGCGUACGUGCUCACGCCCGUGUACCGGGUCGUCGCCGCCGUCGCCGCGGGGGUAUGGUGGGUCGUGACGGCCGUCGCGGGCGGGUGUGGGUGGGUUGUGCGGACGAUCGGGCGCGCGGCUGCGCGGGUGGGGUCCGCUGUGUGGGCGGGGGUCAGGGUCGUUGGCCGGGGGGUACGCGAUGGGCUCGUCGUGCCCGUCCUUGCGGGGCUGCGCGCCAUCGGCACGGGUGUGCACCGGUAUGUCCUCGCGCCGGUGUGGGGGGGUGUGGCGGCGGUUGGGAGGGUGGUUGCGGAGAUGGGGAGGGCGGUGGUGAGGGGGGUGGAGGAGGUUGUUGUGCGGCCGGUUGCGGGGGUUGUGAAGGCGGUUGGGGAGGAGAUUAGGGGGAUUUUUAGGAGUGUUGCGGAGGUUUGGAAGUAAGGGGGAGGGCUAGUAAUAGGGGGGCUUAAGUGAUGGGAGGGAGGGGACCUUUGGGGAGAUGGCUGUUUUGGGAUGAAUGUUUAAGCGUCGGUUUUUUUGGGGAUAAGAUUAGCG